AUGAGAAAUUUUAUAUUUCAAGUAAAAGACUUUUACAUUCAACAAUUUCUCACUAUUAAAGGAAUAUGGAGAAAGUCUCUUGAACUAUCAAUAAUGUUUUUGAUUGUCGAAAACAUCUAAUUGUUAUCUUUAAUUACUCAAUCAAUAACUAUCAUUAAUAAUGCUAAGUAUUUAGACUUCAUCCAUUAGAUUUUAAAUAUAUUUCGGUUUUAAUGUUUUAUAUUCUUAGAUUAUAUAGCAUCUUUGGAGAAUAAAUAGAGAUGCACAUUUUAUACAUGUUAAUUGGAUUUACACUGACCUUUUUAACCUUUAUCUUUUUAUUGAUAUUGAUCUUAAAUACUUCAGUUAGAACAAAUAAAAAUGGAUAAAUAAUUGAGAUGACACUUGAAAUUGUAUUAAUUUAUUAAUUUUAAUUAGAAUAGAUAGAAAUAAAUAGAGUAAAAUAUUUUAAUAAAAGAAUUUAUCUCAGUUUACAUGCAAAUUUAUUAUAUGCUUAUGAGGAUUCCUUUAUUGUAUUCCCAUUUACACAUUCUAAAUUAUUAUCAAUUGUCAAGUAUUAAAUAUUUAUAUUAGAUUCACCUAACUAGUUCUUGCUAUUUAGUGCUAGUAUUAGUAUAUUUUCAAUAGCUCUUUAAUUGAUUUUUAGUUUAAUUAUUGAUUUACAUUGUUUUGAAUUUAAAAUGAAAAAGCAAGAUUUUUUAGGAAAAUUUAAUUAAUAAAAAAUUCAUUUAAUAUUUGCAUUUUAAACAACAAUAGUCAUAUUAAUAGGAUUAGAAAUAAAUUCUAUAAUAAUUCAAGUCUUUUAUAUGAUAUAUUUGUUGAUGAACAUUAUAAUGAGUUACUAUCAGCUUAUUUAUGUAGAGGUUCAAAUAUCUAGAUUACAAUUUCAUAUAUCAAACUAUUUGUUUAUAUACUAAAUAACAUUAUUAGUAGUACAACUUAGUGAUAUAUUUAAAAGUUUAAAUGUUUUGGGAUUUUUAAUGUUCUUUUAUCCUUUUAUUGCUUAUAUUCUUAAAAUUAUAACUGAAAGAUAAAAGAUAUCAUAAUUGAAAUCUACAGGAAAUUCAUUAGAAAAACAAAUUAGAUUUAUAUAUCAUUUAUUUAAAAAAUAAAUUAGACUAAAAAAAGAAUAAAGAUCAUUAGAUCCAAUGGAAUCAUUGUUUAUGUACUCAUUUACUACAAAUCAUUUGAGAUAUUGUUCAUUAAAUAGAGAAAGAAAAUUAUAAAAAUAGAUAAAAAUGAAAUUCAAGUGUUUUUGUGAAGAAUUUUCAGAAAAAGAAAACUUUUAAUUUAAUUCAAUAACUUAAAUGAAAAUAUUUGCUAAAGAAUUAAUAUCAUAAACUUUAGAAGAUGAAAUUAUUGAAACUUCAAAUACAUAUUUAGCAUUGAUUUAUAUAUACUUUUUAGUAUAAGUCAAGAAAUUACCAACUUAAGCAAUAUAUGAAGUUAUUAGAUUAUCAAUAUAAACAUAAGUAUAUAUAUAUUAUUAAUAAAGGGAAUGGCAUUAAAGGAAUAAGCAAUUAUAUAUAAAUUAAAAUAUGAUGCAUUAGAAGAAUUCGAUCAAUUAGUUAAAAAGAAUGAUUUGAAAAAUUAAAAAUAUAUAUUUAAAAGAGUUUAUCAAUAUGAAGAAUCUCUAUCAAUAAUUAAAUAGAAUAUGUGUUUAAUUACAAAAUAAUUUAAGGUAAUUAAAAAUUGUAAAUAAUUUUAGGAAUGGUAUGGAUUGAUUUUAACAUCUAUUAUUGAUAUUGAUUAGUUGGUAACAAUUGGAUUUUAGAUUUUGAGUAAUAUUAAAACAGUGGAAUCUUAAUUACAGGAAGCAUUUACUAUAAAUCCAUUAUCUAAUGAAUGUGACACCAUUUAUAAUCUAUUCUCUAAAUAUAUAUAAUAUAAUAAGAGCAGACCUAAAUUAUAUCGUUUAGAAGGAAAAUUGGUGACAUUAUUUAUGUAAUCUAUUGAGAAAACAAUAUUUGAUCCUGGUAGUUGUGUGAUUUAAAUCACUUUAUUGUAACCUAGAGGAAAUGUACUAAGAUACACAAGAUCUUUUUAGUAAGCAAUUGGUUUUAAGGAUGAAGAGAUUAAAGAUUAGAAUAUUCAUAGAUUCAUGCCUCAAAUAAUUGCAGAUGAUCAUGAUAUGUAUUUAGAUAAUUUUGUAGAGAGAGGAAGAAUAAUAGUGGUAAGAUCAGAAGUUAGAGUUAUAUUGGGUAAAAAUAAAGGAUAAUUUCUUGUACCUAUUAAUACUAGAUUGAGAAUUGAAACAAGUCCAACUGAAUUUGGUGCUACUGCUUUAAUUACACCUGUAAAUUUGACUUUUGGAUAUAUGAUUUUAAAUGAGAAAGGACAAAUUGAAGAAAUUACUUAAAAUAUUUUUGAAGAAAUGUUUUAAAAAUAUUUAGGAAUAUAAAUAUAAUAAAUAAGAGGAUUGGAUUGUUUAUUUUUUAUACCUGAAUUAGCUAAAAUUUGGGAAAAUAUUUAUGAUUAAAAUUUUGAUAAAUUAGAUAAAAAAUUUGAAUGUUAAUUCAUAAUUCCAUUAAUUAAUAAUAAUAAAAGUAUGUCAUAAUCAUAAAUAUCUAAAAAUUUAUCUAAAUUAUAUUUUUAGAAAUAAAUUUAUAAGAAUUUUGAAAGUUAACCUACUGAAAAUGUUAUUUUUCUUGUUUAAUUACAUGUUAUGAGUUUAGUUACUAUCAAUUUAAGGUAUUAAUAAAAAUUUAUUAAUUAUUUAGAUUAGUAAUUUUAGAAUUAUAAGAUUAUAGAUUGAUGGCAAAUUAAAAGAUAUCAAGUAAAUAAAUAAUUUAGUUAAGGGUGAGAACUUCUAAAUAAUUUCAUAUUUAAUAGUUUCAAAACUAGACAAGUUUUAGAGAAUAAUCAAGUUUAUUAAAUUCACCUUGGGUAAUAGAUUGUGAUUUAGAUCAUAAUUUAUUAUAAGAAGAGGAAAGAAUGAUUGAUGAAGUCAAAAAUUAAUUAGCUACAGUUAAUAUUACUAAUACAACUCAUUAAUAAUAAAUGCAAUUAAUUUAAUAUGUUUAAGAUGAAAUUGAAAGUCUUUAAUAAAAACCUCCUUAAGAAGAAUAACCUUCAAUCAAGAUUGAUGAAAAGAAGAAGAAUUAAAUGAAUAAAAUAGAUAAUUAAAAUAAUAUGUCAAUAGGUAGUAGAUCUUCAUAAAAUAAUUAAUCAUAACUCAAAAGAUAAAUGAGAGAUUGUUUAAAUGAUAAUCCUACAAUAAAUAAAAAAUAAGCAAUAGUUUUACUUAUAUUUUAUUUAUUGAUAAUUGGAUCAUAUAUUAUUAAUUGCUUACUUUUUUCUUCAAAUUAUUAGAAGAUAUAAUAAAAUCAAUCUAGUUAGAAUUUACCAUAUUAAUUAUCUUAUUUUUAUAAUGAAUUUGUCAUUUCUUCCUUUUAUUUGUAAUAUAAUUUAUUAUUCCCAUUUUCAGAUUUGCAAUAAAUUAGUUUAGAUUUUUAUUAGAAUGAAAUUAAAAAUAUAGAUGAAGUUUUGAAAAAUAUACCAGAAAUAGAAGUAAAUUUAGAUAAUUCAUUAAAACAACAAUCAAUUCAUAUUAUUUAGUAAAUGAUAAAUCAAAAAAAUAAUUAAUUUUUUAAUUAUAAUACUUUCUUAAAUAAUACAAAAUAUUUUGAGAGUAUGAUUCAUACUUUAUAUGAAGCAGAUACAACUAGAAAUAUUACAAAUAUAUAAUAUAUGUAAAUAAUUUAUAAUAUUUAUGACUAUCAUUUUUAGAGUUAUAGCUGAAGAAAUAGGUCUAGUUUUAUUUAUCGUUUGGUAUGCAUACAAGUGUAUUAAACUUAUAAAGAUGAAAUAGAAAGUAUUCAAAUUGUUUUGUACAUUUACUACAGAUGUUAUAUAAGAACAAUAUGUAACUUUUUCUUCAUUAUAUUCACUUAUGAACAAUACUAAAUUCAAAAAAGAAGAAACAAAUGAAGAGAAAUUUGAAAUGAUUAUAGGAUAAGCUUUUCAUAAAUAAUCAAGUGAUUCUAUUUUAGAAAAAUACCAAAAAGUAGGAAAAAGAAUAAAAUAAAAAAGUAAUUAAGUAGAAUAAAAUAUUAUAGAUAAUAAUUCAACACAAAUAAUCUUUUUCUUAUUUGUUUUGAUAUUGAUGAUGGUAUGUUCAAUUUAUUUUAUUGGAAGUAAUUUAAUACAUUAAGCUACUAUUGAUAAGAUUCUUAUCUAAUUUAAUGAUAAGAUUUUAUUUUAAUAAGCUUAUUAUGAGAUUACUUUAGCAUUUGCUUAAUCCUAAGUUUUCAUUUAAACUUAAAUCACUAGUGAAAUCUUAACAAUCUAAAAUAAAACUGUUAGUGAAUUGAAUGAUUUAAGAAAGAAAUUAUCAUUAUAUUAAUAAGAUUAAAUCAUUUAUAACAUAGUGACAAAAUCAGCUUGCAAUAUUUUCAAUGAUUCAUUGUAAAUAACAAAUUUAUUAUUUUAAUUAGAACAAGUUAUUAGGAAUAUGAUGAAUUAUUUUCAUAUGACUAAUGUAUAAGUUAUCCAAUUUUAAAGGGAGGAUUGAGUGUAAUUUUUGCAGAUUUAUGUGAUUAACAAUUAAGAUUUUUGUAGGAUUUAGAAAAUAAUGCUACUUAAGAAUAUCUUUAGUUGAAUUAUUAUUCUGUUACAUCAUAAAUUGAAAGACUUUAUGAUUCAAUGGGAUUUUUUGUUAUUGUUUCAACCUUAACUAAUCAGAUAUAGAAAUCAGUAGAAGACAAUAUAACCAUAGAUAUAAUUUUGGUAAUGUUUUCUGCUUUAUUAAUGACAAUUUCAAUGAUAACAAUGGUUAUCUCAAUGAGAAAUAUUCGAUUCCAUUAUUAAACAAGCAAAUAAUUGUUAACUCUAGUUCCUUUAGAAAGAUUACUCGAAAAUGCUUAUAUUUUAAGCUUUAUUUAAUAAGAUAUUAAAAUUCAAAAUUGA
Messenger RNA from Paramecium pentaurelia, 4908 nucleotides. The record is from the annotation of a GenBank genome assembly. NCBI's taxonomy places the organism in Eukaryota, Ciliophora, Oligohymenophorea, Peniculida, Parameciidae.